ACGGGACAAUUACUAAGACAAACACAGGAAAGAACGCAGUUACAUAAACAAUCAUCAACGCAGUGCAGAGAUACGAACGGCGAUUUUAUCCUGCUUCUUUUAGUUUUACAAAAAUAUGACAAGCUUUCAUAUGACAUUAGUGCGACAUGGAACUCCAAAUGCAAAGCGAAGGAUUCCCAAGACAUUAGGAAAUCAAGACAAUAGUUUAUCAAGAAAAGGUUACUACCAAGCAAACUUACUUGCCCAGAAGCUGAAAUCUGAAAAAUUUACUCACAUCUAUUGCAGUGACAUCACAAAAGCUAAAGAGACAGCAAUGGUUAUUGCAAAGCAAAAUACGACAUGCGCAUCUUUACCUAUACAUGAAGAUCCACGUCUUGAGGAGUUGAGAUCAUUAUGCUGCAGUGAAGAAAGCAUUAACAGCUCCUUGCUUAAUAAACUUGAGACUUUAGAGGAUAUACGUCAUAGAGCUGAGGACUUCUUCUUAGAGAUUUGCGAUGCAAUGUUGCAUCGUAGUGAGCAUGCUCAGAGCCUUGAUAAAGAUGAUGAACAUUGUGAAAGUACUAGUAGAAAUAGUUGUGAUGUGGAUAUAACAGAAACUAUACAGAAUGGCCUUGGUGAAGAUCAUGUGCUUGUUGUGAGUCACAAAGGAUUGAUAAGAGAAAUGCUACGCUACUUCAGUUGUGAGCUUGGCUGUCAAUUGCCUCGAAGAUCAGGUCUCCGUUCAAACUGGGAUUCCUCUUAUACUGGAGUUUCUGUUUUCAAAGUUACAAUUGAAAGAACUGAGGAUUUGUUCAAUAGCAUUCACAUAGAAUGUUUACAGUUAAAUGACACUUCACAUUUGAGUAAACGAUCAAAUGAUAGUUGUAACAAGAUAGGAGAAUGCACAAUGGCGACAUCAAAGUAGGAAAACAAGGAAAUGAACACGAAUGAGAAAACAUGUGGAUAUGUUAUUUCUGUUAAAGACAUUUGUUCUAUGUUGGUUAGUGAUUCUAGCAAAAUGAAUAGUUUGUCUUAGUACAACAUUCCAUAAUUAUUGGCAUUCAGCUACAAGUCAAAUGCAAAGAUUUUAUAAAUACAGUAGUUGUGUGGAUAAGACGAAAUGGAUUUCUAAUGAUUGAUAUGAUAGAAUAGCAAUUCUAUCUAACAAUGUCAGACUUCCAACAGAAGGUACAUGUUUCAUUUGUAGGCUACGGUAUGCUGUAGAAAAAAAUGUCUUUUACAUCCUGUAAAUAUAAUUGUCUUGUAAGUAUUGUGUAGGUAUUAAAUUAACUGAAAUAUAUAUAUUUUGCGAAGUGAAAA
Xenia sp. Carnegie-2017 is the source of this 1299-nucleotide messenger RNA. Its product is annotated as fructose-2,6-bisphosphatase TIGAR-like. Gene Ontology annotation, cellular component: cytosol. NCBI's taxonomy places the organism in Eukaryota, Metazoa, Cnidaria, Anthozoa, Malacalcyonacea, Xeniidae. Gene Ontology annotation, biological process: negative regulation of programmed cell death; fructose 2,6-bisphosphate metabolic process; fructose 1,6-bisphosphate metabolic process. Bases 116 to 904 code for a protein of 262 amino acids. The record is from RefSeq and is a predicted model, not a curated record. The transcript has 5 exons. Gene Ontology annotation, molecular function: fructose-2,6-bisphosphate 2-phosphatase activity.